Sitodiplosis mosellana (orange wheat blossom midge) is the source of this 1623-nucleotide messenger RNA. Its product is annotated as RNA-binding protein NOB1. Gene Ontology annotation, molecular function: RNA endonuclease activity. Gene Ontology annotation, cellular component: preribosome, small subunit precursor. NCBI's taxonomy places the organism in Eukaryota, Metazoa, Arthropoda, Insecta, Diptera, Cecidomyiidae. Bases 118 to 1521 code for a protein of 467 amino acids. The record is from RefSeq and is a predicted model, not a curated record. The transcript has 3 exons. Gene Ontology annotation, biological process: ribosomal small subunit biogenesis; maturation of SSU-rRNA.
CAUUCGUUUUGACACAUGAAAACUAACCAUGACAAUCUUUCUCUUUAUUUACGCACAGAAAUAAAUGCACGUGGAAAUACAAAAUUUCUUCAACACAAUUCGUAUUAACGUGCAAAAAUGUCUAAAAACAAGUUCCAUUGUUUGGUCGUUGAUACGACCGCCUUCAUAAACAACGUUGCUCUCCAGGAACAUGCCGAAUACCUCAUUACGGUACCAGAGGUGGUGAAGGAAAUCAAAAACAAGCGUCAACUGAAGCGUUUGUGUGUUUUGCCAUAUGAUUUGGUAAUUGAUGAACCGUCGCCCGACGCAGUUAAACACGUAAUUGCAUUUGCCAAGAAGACCGGUGACUAUUUGAGUUUGUCAUCAGCCGAUCUUAAAGUGAUUGCUCUAACUUAUCAACUUGAAUGUGAAUUGGUUGGCAAGGAUCAUUUACGUACUGAACCAGUGGUAUCUAAAACAAUUGCAUCAAAACAAAAGCCAGUCGAAUUGAUUGAUAAGAAUCCAUUGGCCGGUUUUUAUGUGCCACCACAAAAGGAAAAAGUUGAAGAGAAAACACGUCAGAAUCGGGAGCUUGUGGCCGACAAAGUCGAACAGGAGGAGAAAGAGGCACGCGAGAAUGGCGAGGAAGAAGGAGACGACAGUGAAACUGAGGAUCAAGGCGAAACAACAAAUAAUUUCACAGACCCCUUGGAUAAACUCAAAACCGGAAAAACGGUUGAAGAACUCAAAGAAAAAUUCAAUAAAUUGAACUGCGGUCUGGUUUCGGAGAGUGAAGCCGAUCAAAUUCUCGUAUCGGUUAAGAAUGAGAGCAAAAAAGAUGAAGAUAAUUUUUUAAUUGAAGAAAGCGAAACAGAUAGUGAGGAGGAAGAAGAAGAUGACGACGAAGAGGAUGAUGAAAGUAGCUGGAUCACCCCAUCAAACUUGGAAGAAAUGAAAAGUGCCUGCGGCAAAGACAUCAUCGAUGAUGAAAAGCAAGCCCGGGUCGCAUGCAUGUCAACCGAUUAUGCUGUACAAAAUGUACUGAAACAAAUCAAUUUAAAUAUUGCCGCUUUGGACGGUCGUAUCAUCAAGCAAAUGCGAACUUACAUCUUGCGUUGCUAUGCGUGCUUCAAAACCACCAGCAUCAUGACCAAAUUAUUCUGUCCGAAUUGUGGCCACAAAACACUAAAACGAGUUGCUGUGAGCAUCGAUGAAAAUGGCCAACAAGUGAUUCACAUCAAUUUGCGUCGACCACUCACAGCCAAAGGCAAGAACCAGAGUAUUCCGAAGCCACGCGGUGGUAAACACUCGUCGAAUCCGAUUUUGUUUGAAGACCAACCGAUUCCAAAACAGUUUCCAUCACGUGUUGCCCGAACAAAAACAAACGCAAUGGAUGAGGAUUAUAUUGCAGGUUUCUCACCAUUCGUUCUCCGUGAUGUUGAUUCAAAAUCAGCAUUGCUGCGGGCCAAAAAUGGCGGUAACAUCAAACAAUGGGCUAGAAAUCAUGCAUACCGAAACACGAAGAGAAAUUCCAAGAAAUAGCUAUGAAUUUGUGUUCAAUUCACUUCUGUUUAUUUUCAACUUAUUCUAUUUGUUAAGAGAAUUUUGUGGAAUGAAUAAACAAAUAUAAAUUACGAUAAAAAA